AUGGGGGAAAAAUCGGGAUUACUGUGGGUCAAUUGUCGUCGUUCAUCAGUGAAAAGUGAAGGACUUGAUUUUUCAUCGGACAUUAAUGAUGAUAUAUUUAUAUCGCAUGAUGAUUAUAAUAUAAGAUGCAGUUCGGCUGAGAGAAAAACAUCAAAUCAAGAUGAAGAAAAAUAUUGGCUACCUGAAAUGGAAAAAUUUAAAUGUUCAAAAUGUAAAAAAUCAUUCCGUUGGAAAAUUGAUCUUGUUCAUCAUUUAAAAUUAUCGUGCGGUGGAAAUAAAUGUGAAUGUUGUCCGUUUUGUGAUUAUCGAACUGAUCGCAAAUGGAAUCUUAAAUCUCAUAUGAAACAUCCUAUAAGACGAAGAAGAUCACGUGGACAGGGACGUUAUACAUGUGAAACAUGUGGGAGAAGAUAUUACGAGGCGAAAAAUCUUAAAAGACAUGUUUUACACGAAUGUGGAAAGCGACCAAUUUUCCAAUCCGAGCUGAAAUAUGCCUUCAGAAAUGGAAAGCACACAUGCAUUGUUUGUUUUAAGUCCUAUAAACACAAACAUCAUCUCAAAAGACACAUCGAUUUUGAAUGUCAAGUUGAGCCCAAGUUUAUUUGUUCAUUUUGCCCUCAUAGAACGAGAUAUAAGGAAAGUUUAAUGAAACAUAUAUUGGCAAGACAUCAAGGUCUUUGGGAACAACAUACAUCGCAAUAUGAAAAUAAUGGCCAUUCACAAAUUUAUGACGCUUCAACAGAUCUUGAAACUUCUUUGCAAAUUUCAGAUUCUGUUUAUGAGACGUACAAUGAAUUCCAAUAAAAUAUGUAAAGAAAAAAAAAAAA
Molecule: messenger RNA, 827 nt
Organism: Leptopilina boulardi
Lineage: Eukaryota; Metazoa; Arthropoda; Insecta; Hymenoptera; Figitidae
Product: zinc finger and BTB domain-containing protein 17-like
Exons: 4
Coding region: 1-804 (267 amino acids)
Biological process (GO): regulation of transcription by RNA polymerase II
Cellular component (GO): nucleus
Molecular function (GO): DNA-binding transcription factor activity, RNA polymerase II-specific; RNA polymerase II transcription regulatory region sequence-specific DNA binding
Source: RefSeq, a predicted model, not a curated record